Echinostoma caproni is the source of this 708-nucleotide messenger RNA. The record is from the annotation of a GenBank genome assembly. NCBI's taxonomy places the organism in Eukaryota, Metazoa, Platyhelminthes, Trematoda, Plagiorchiida, Echinostomatidae.
AUGGGAUCGUUGGAGUCGCUUAGCGGUCACCCGGAUCUGCCACGUGCGUGCUACUUGGACUUACAAUUGACCGAUUUUCAUGGUCAAACACUUUCAGUCACAGCUAGUACCAGUCGUGGAGAGUUACGCUGCUGGUUGCUUCACUGGCCUCCUAGGGUCGAUCCCGAUGAGUGGGUUACUGAUCUGCAAUGGGUCUUGCCGGUCGAACCCAUUCCUCCAUAUCAGACGAUCACGAAACCAGCACUCAACUGCCUGAGCGUUUUGGAACCGGUCGGAAUGGCGGAUACCUCCCGACACUUGAUUGUGGGUGUAGAUGAUGGCAGUGUCCGUGUGGCUUCUGUUGGUGCCCUUUGUUGCCAGAACAGUAGUUCUGUUCCACAUGAACCCCGCUGGGUUGCAUCUGCUGUGCAUCAUUUUGCCACCGUUUUGCGUCUGUGCACCUUGCCCACUCGGGGGGAUCAGUCGGAGCGGAUGUUCGUGACUCUGUCGGCCGAUCAACGAUUGAUCUUGUGGUCAUUCAACCGGUCGACCGGUGCACUCACUCCUUCGCAUCGUGUGAUGUUGUCUGGAUUGGGCGAUCCGCACGGAAUGCACAUUGUAACCGUCCCCUGUGUCUCAGAUCAAGUCAUAAAGUCUCCCGAGCAUUUUAGGACCUAUAUUCUUACAACAGGGGUCGGCUCCGCCCUAUUGGAGCUCUCUUCCAUGUAA